Molecule: messenger RNA, 1096 nt
Organism: Culex pipiens pallens (northern house mosquito)
Lineage: Eukaryota; Metazoa; Arthropoda; Insecta; Diptera; Culicidae
Product: MRN complex-interacting protein
Exons: 2
Coding region: 6-1040 (344 amino acids)
Biological process (GO): mitotic G2 DNA damage checkpoint signaling
Cellular component (GO): nucleus
Molecular function (GO): chromatin binding
Source: RefSeq, a predicted model, not a curated record
CAAACAUGUGCAGCGCGCGUAAAAAAGUUAAAAUUCAAAUAAUUCGAAUUUUCCGCAACUUUAGUGUACUUUUCAUUCUCAAAAUGCCCCAAGUGCUUCGCGUCGUUUGCUGCUUCCAAUGUCGUCAGUUUCAGUCGGACAUCGUGAAGAAAUCCAACAAGUGGACCUGCAACCGGUGCAACACGAAGCAAACCCUGCGCAAAGAGUACGGCCGCGGAUCGGGCCUCGAGUGCCGCCUGCUGGCCCAACAACUCAGCGCCAAGAGCUGCGAAACGGAGGGCUUGCUGGAUCGAACGCUGGUCGAGCGGUUGCUGCAGGAGGACGACGACUUUGAGCUUCCCCCGGAUGAGGGGUCGGAACGGGUCGUUGAACAAACAGAGAGCCGUGGAGAGACGACCAGUAAGUGGGGAUCGUUUCUGGCGAAGGAGAAACCGGAGGAGGUUUUGGGACUGCCGAGUGAGAAUGCUGUGCCACAGGCGAGGGCGAUUCAGAGGGCACAUUUGGAACCGGUUAGGGAAGAUUCUCGUGAGGGUAAGUCGGUUUGGGAACCCAGGAAAAGCAGCACAAGUUGGCAACCAAAACGAAACGAUCACGUUGAAUCUCCUGCGCGAACGCAUUCGAUUCCGUUGAUGAACUUUCAUCAGAUGGGGAAGCAAGAUAAGAAAGAGUACAAAUGGGAGUCGCGCAAGAAUUUGACCAGCUCGGCCAAGGUCUGUCCGAAACCACCGGAAGAAGAGCGCAUCGCAGAAGAGAAACCGCAAACUCAAAGAUUCUUCAGCUUUAAGCCGAAGGUUCCGACGAGUUUGAAGCGAUCACCGGAACGGAUUGAAGAAGCACGUGUUACAGAGAGUGGAUCGAUAAGAACUAGCGAGGAAGAGUGUAAUAAAAAGAUCAAACUCGAUAAAGAUGAGGACAUUAAAAUCUCCUCCAACGAACGAUACACAGGGAAUGAAAUAAGUCAUCCAAUAAGCAGUGUUGGUUCUGCUUCGAAGUGGAACAAAUUCGUUGUGAAACAUGAAGAAGACGAUGGAAUAAUGUAGCUUUGUUGUGUUAAUUUUUCAAUCCGAAAUUCUUUCAAUUCCAAUUGUCUGUGAAA